GGAGAAAAUGGAUACCACAGAGAAAAAAAAGGAUUCACCAUCAAAAUAAUACACUAAGUUAUUUGAGGGAUGUUGCGACACUGGCAUCUCCACAUGGUUUGAGACGUGCACGUUUAUAAAUAAAUAUUCCUGCUGUGUCGCUACCGCGCAUUCGCGCUCAGCAGCUGUGGAGCUGACCGUGGUGCUGAACACUCGUUCGGUCAAUCACCUCAACCACUGCACGCUGGACACGAAAGCGUCUGGACCUCAACACCUCCGAUACCCACAACUACAUGGGAUUUCGGGGGAAAGCCUGAAGUAAUCGGGCGAAAUGAAUCCGGAGGGAAACCGCCCUUAAUUUUAAGCUUGAUAUCAACAUUGCAUUUUGGAAAGUCAGUAUUAAACCUGCUGCUGACAUGGACUUUCGGGCACGGAGUCGCUGAACAUGAUAUCCAUCGUGAGAUUCCUGCAGCUUCUUAACUUAAUUUAAUGUUUCAUUUUAGUCCGUUCGGUACGUCAUUUUUCAUAAUGUUAUAAACUAGCCGUGUAAAAGCAAAAAGACAACUACAUUUAUUUGGAUUCGUUGACAUUUUAUUUUCUGGAGGAAAACAACCCAGGCUGAGAUAUGGCUCGUCUUCUUGUUUUCGUUAACUCUGUCGGACUGUUGCUCUUCGGAAGUCAAAUGUUUUUGGUGGGAGCAAACCGUCCACCUGCUCCAGUGAAUGUGUCAGUCAUGCACCUGAGAGCUGAUUCAGCAACAGUAUCCUGGGAAGUACCUGAGGGUGACAUCAUCAUUGGCUUUUCCAUCUCACAACAGAGAAUGGACGGUAAAAUGCAGAGGUUUAUCAGAGAGGUCAACACCACCAGUAGAUCCUGCGUGCUGUGGGACCUGGAGGAAGAGACAGAUUACAUCAUCCAGGUGCAGUCCAUCGGUCUUUACGGCGAGAGUCAAGCCAGCAAACGCGUCCACUUCAGAACCCUCAAGAAAACCGACCGCUUCCCAUCAAACAGCUCAAACCAAGAUGACCCAACUGUGCAAGGCCUGGAUAAAUCUAGACACCUACAGACAGGCGAGAUGAUCAUCAUUGUGGUUGUGCUUCUUAUGUGGGCAGCUGUAAUCGCACUGUUUUGCCGGCAGUAUGACAUCAUAAAGGAUAAUGAUUCCAGCAACAGUAAAGAGAAGGUAAAGCCGUCCUCAGAGAGAAGCACACCAGAACACCACAGUGGAGGGCUGCUCCGGAGCAAGAUCCACCAGUCUGUGCCAUCCAUCAACAUCAUCGAGGUGUGAUGGAGUAUUCUAGACGUCAGUCACGCCCUCCAUUGCACCACCUGCAGUAUCGGGAUGAAAGUGUAUCGCUCAUAUUCUCCAUCAACUAUCCGCAUGGAAUGGCACGCCGGCUGUACUGUUAUCGGUUGCCCCUGAAGCUAACACUCAGUCCACCCAUAUACAGACAUGCACAUGUAUAUUAAAGCAAUGUACUCCUGUUGAGAGGUGGGGGUGUAAACGCAUACAGUAAUGUAUAGUCAGACUGUAUGUAUACUGUAUAGUUGAUGACAAUACAAUAGAAGGGGAAAUCCUCAAAUUUAGCGAGCUUGACUUAGGCGUGUCAUAACAUACCGGUAUUGACAAUAACCGUGAUAUUAAAAUUAUGAUUAUGAAUAAUGUAGAAAAGUUUUGUCUUACGAGUCACAAUAAACACUUGAAUUACCCAAAAAGACAAAAAUGGACAAAUCCAGUGUUAUGGAUGUGACAUAUUCAGUCAAAACUUGAAAUAUAAUUUCUCAGAGAAUGUAUUUAUGUCCAAUAUAUUGAAUCAGCUGAUUAUAUUUUACGAAACGCCUGAUGAUAGGGCCAGACAUCAGACAAAUAUCAGUUUAUGCAUGAGUUUUCUAUUUUAAUAUAGGGGGAAAUUCAUGUGUUAUGGAUGUGACAAAAAGGAUGCACGUUUUUGUGAGACAACGUACUUUGUGAGAUUUCUGUAAAUUAAAAUGUGCGAACCAGAUGCAAUAAUACCCAACAAAUGGAGAAGGGAUGGCUCCUUAUAGAACAUAAAAUAGUUACUAUAUUUUAAUUUUCAUGUGCCCAUUUUUGAGGAAUAUGGACCGUUAUGAAAGUGACAAUUCCGUUAUGGAUGAGACAAUUCACUUACCUGACUAUAAAAAACUAUGCUUUAUAAACUUCACAUGGAUAUUUAAUCACCGAAUAUUGACAUUUGGGUAAAUAUGGUGAAACCUUUGGUAAAAAACAGUUUUUUUAUCUUAAGGUUGACAUUUGCAAUUGCACUCUUAAAAAUUAAGCUUCUUAAAAGGUCACAGCGAUGCCAUAGAAGAACCAUUUUUGGUUCCACAAAGAACCAUUCAGUCAAAGGUACUUUAAAGAACCAUUUCUUUCUUACUUUUUCAUAAUCUGAAGAACAUUUUGUGAAACAGAAAGGUUCAUCAGAUGUUAAAGGUUCUUUAUGGAACCAAAAGGUUCUUCUUUGGCAUCAAAGAACGUUUUGAAGCACCUUUUUUUAAGAGUGUGCCCAAGUACAAAAUAAACUAAGAAAAUAUGUAUUUGACUGAUAUUAUUAAUUUACAAGAAGAAAUCCUAACAAAAUAUGGUCAUAAUAUUACUAGAGUCUUUUGGCCAUGAUAACUGUGUAGUGAAAAUCUGAUAUUGUGGCAGCCCUAGCUUGACUACAUCAUGGGUGUUUCCUCUUGUAUUGUAGAGAAUAGUGGAAGGAAAGUGUAUUUUUGAUAUACCAAACUAUCUCAUGGUUUCUACUUUUUAAUAACAUGUUGUGUUUUGUUCGUGCAUGCACAUCUCAUGGUCCAGUCGCUUCUUGGAACUGCACCGAGAUAUUGCAACAGGUGUACAGAGGCACUGCAUUAGAUUCAGCUUGUGGUGUUAUUUGAUCAGACAUAAAAAAUGAAAAAGUUCAGAAAUGUAAAUUCUGUUAUCAUUUACUGGUAUAGACUGUUUCAUAAAGGAGAUCUGGAUAUUUUUUCACUAAAACCGAUCAUGGAAUGAUCGGCAAACCGCAAAUACUUUCUCUCUGACAUUGUUGGCUGAUUUAUUAAGUGUGAGUCAUAAUGUACUGCCAUUGUAUUCAAUCCACUCAGCAGGAUAUUGAAAUGAUUUCUGGAGGCAGUAAGUUAUACAGCUUUGGAACAACAUGAGGGGGAGUGAAUGAUGAACAUUGUCAUAUUUGGGUGAGCUGUUACUUUACUCUGGUGAAUGGGAUGAAAGAUAAGACUGAUGCAAAGUUUUGUCAUUUCUACUUGCACUUAUCAUCACUUCACAUCUUUACAUAUUCUAAAUACAUUUGAAAUAUUUGUUUAUUUAUCUAGUUAAUCCAAGAGAUUGCCUAUUAGUAUAAAUACAUGUUUAAAGCAGUUGAAAGUAUUAGAUUUUGAUAAAAAAGAGUGUUUUUUCAUAAAUCCUGCCGUUUUAGGAGCAAAAGUGUGGACAUUAGUUUCGUAUACAUGUGUUCAUAGCCCAUACUUUUUCUCUACAGUAGUAUAUGCUAAUACCUAAAUUCUGCCAGACUAAAUAUUGUACAUAAUUGCUAAUCUCACUGUGUACAUUUGACUUUAUAAAAAAAGAGAAAUGAAUUGUUUGUUAUUAAGAAUAUGCCAUGAAUCAUGCCAUAGCAUCAUGAGAAAAGCAUGCAUGGUUGUUAGCAAUUCUGAACUCAUAUGUUACAAUUGAUGCUCUCUGUUUCAAUUUGGGCAAGGGACACAAAAAUGGAACUGGUUUUGGUAUCUUCUAUUUCUCCCUAUCAUCAAUUUUAAUAAAGGCAUUGAUGGA
Messenger RNA from Triplophysa rosa, 3772 nucleotides. RefSeq names its product fibronectin type III domain containing 4a (gene fndc4a). The record is from RefSeq and is a predicted model, not a curated record. Gene Ontology annotation, molecular function: protein binding. Lineage: Eukaryota; Metazoa; Chordata; Actinopteri; Cypriniformes; Nemacheilidae. The transcript is spliced from 6 exons. Bases 605 to 1267 code for a protein of 220 amino acids.